Molecule: messenger RNA, 2910 nt
Organism: Chara braunii
Lineage: Eukaryota; Viridiplantae; Streptophyta; Charophyceae; Charales; Characeae
Source: the annotation of a GenBank genome assembly
GGAGUAAAACCCCAAAGGGAAGGAUCUAUAGGAUGGCCCCUGCCGAGUUAGAUGAACUUCGGAAGCAACUCAAGGAGCUGACAGAGAAGGGAUGGAUUCGGCCUAGUACUUCCCCUUACGGAUAUCCCGUGCUAUUCGUACCAAAGAAGGGGGCUACUUUGAGGAUGUGCAUUGAUUAUAGGGGCCUCAAUGCCAUCACUGUGAAAAACGAGGAGCCUCUACCUCGCAUAGACAACCUAUUGGAUAGGGUGCAGGGAUGCAAGUACUAUACAAAGAUAGACUUGAAAUCCGGACAUCACCAGAUCGCAAUAAGGCUGAAGGACCAACACAAGACAGCUUUUCAGACUAGAUAUGUUCUGUAUGAGUUUGUAGUGAUGCCUUUCGGUCUUUGUAAUGCGCCCGGUACAUUCCAGCACGCUAUGAAUUGGAUCUUCCAUGACCAUUUAGAUAAGUUUGUCGUGGUCUACUUAGACGACAUCCUGAUCUUUAGUAAGUCUGUCGAGGAGCACGCAAAGCAUGUUGUGACAGUUCUCUCACUCCUACGACAUCACAAGCAUAAGGUCAACUUAGAGAAGUGUGAAUUCGGUCGCACUAAGAUACUAUACUUGGGUCACGAAGUAUCCGCGGAGGGAAUUAGGCCGGAGGAUGGGAAGGUCGCUAGUAUUCGAGACUGGCCACAACCUCAGACAGUCACUGAGGUCAGAUCAUUCUUAGGAAUGUGCGGCUACUAUAGGAACUUCGUUAAGAACUAUUCUACAAUCGCCUCUCCUUUGACUGAUCUAACUCGACUUGACACACCGUGGGACUGGAGUGAUGAGUGCGAGGGUGCUUUCAAGAGAUUGAAGCAUGCGCUCAUGAAUCAUGAAGUUCUCAUGGUUCCCGAUCCGCAGAAGCCAUUCAUAGUGACCACUGACGCAAGCCAAUACAGCAUUGGCGCAGUGCUGGCUCAACAGGAUGGGAAAAAGUUGAGACCGAUUGAGUACAUGAGUAAGAAGAUGCCAUCGAAGAAGUUGGCUAAGUCCACCUACGAACGGGAACUCUAUGCUCUCUACAAGGCACUUGUCCAUUGGAGACAGUUCCUUUUGGGAAGGUUCUUCUAUCUGAGGACUGAUCAUCAGACCCUCAAAUGGAUCAAGACUCAACCGACUCUUUUUGAUGCACUCAAGCGAUGGAUUGAAGUCAUAGAUCAAUACGACUUCAAGCUUGAGUACUUGAAGGGAGGGUACAACAAGGUUGCGGACGCGCUAUCUCGUAGAGCAGACUACCUAGGUGCGCUAGUUUCUGACUUUGGCGUAUCUCAUGAAGUAACUCAAUCAUUGGUCGGAGCCUAUCAGGAAGACCCUGUCACGAUGGACAUCAUCCGCAAACUCCAGGCAAAAGACAAGGCCACAGAAAGUGAGUUUGUGAUGGUGGACGGGCUACUCUACCUUGAAUGCCAUGACGCAACUGGGCACUUUGGCUACAAGAAGACGAGUGCUAACUUAGUACAGCGAUUUUGGUGGCCCAGAAUGUUAGAUGACGCGAGAAAGUAUGUUGAGACCUGUCAGGUCUGUCAGCGGGACAAGCUGCGAACUCAAGCGCCGCUUGGGUUGUUGAAACCUUUACCUAUUCCUGAUGGUCUAGGACUGAGUGUUUCCAUGGAUUUCAUGGACACCCUAGUGACCAGCAAGAGUGGUAAGAGGCACAUAUUCGUCAUCAUUGACAGAUUCACCAAGUACGUUAGACUAAUACCGAUGCCAGAAACAGCCAGGACGGAAUAUGUUAUCGAGUUGUUCAAAGACAACUGGGCAAGGGACUUUGGUUUACCAAAGACUAUCAUUAGUGACCGAGACGUCCGAUUCACAAGUGAGCUGUGGAAGAAGACUGCAGAACAGAUGGGCAGUCCACUUCAGAUGACUUCAGGGAAUCAUCCCGAAGCCAACAAACAAGCCGAGCAAAUGAAUAGAGUUGUACAGCACUUGCUGAGGCACUACAUCAAGCCGAGCCAGGAWGACUGGGAUGAGCAGUUACCUCUCAUCGCCAGCCUGUACAACAAUGCUAUACAUAGCAGUACCGGCGUCAGUCCGAAUCAGCUGCACUUGGGAUGGAAGCCUAGAUCAGCGCUAGACUUCCUCCUACAUAAAAACCGACCCGCAGCAACUCCCGGCACACUAGAGUAUGGUGUGCAGUAUGAGAAGUUGCUGCAGGAGGCUGUCGAGCAUAUGAAGAAAGCUCAGCAAGCGAUGAUCGCUUUUGAGAAUCAACAUCGCAGACAGUCCACAUUUCAGGUAGGGGAACGAGUCUGGGUCAAGGCUAGCGAGUUAGGACAAGAGUUCGGAAUCUCUCGCAAACUAAUGCCGCAGUACUUUGGUCCCUGGGAAGUCCUAGAUGUAGUGGGAGAAGAGUUGGAUGGUCCCACAUAUGUCAUUCGUGUCCCUGGGCAUCUACGCACUCACCCAGUCUUUCAUGUCUCAAAGCUUGCACCUUUCGCUGAGACUGAUCAAUUCCCUUCCAGGAGAUCAAUGCUGCCCCCAACCAUGGAUGGACAAGUGGACAUCGACGACAUUGUGGAUCACAGGGACAUGCCUAUUGCGAAGCCGCUGGGUCGAGGAAGACCUCCUAAACCCAAGAGAGAGUACCGUGUAAGAUUCAGGCAUCACACGGAUCCCAAAGAAGAUCGGUGGUUUACCAGGGAGGAACUGGUUGAGACAGCUCCUCAGGUGGUGGCAGAUUAUGAAUGGAAGCUAAAAGGGAAGGCACCUGUGAAGUAAGCAUCUCAACGGACUUUCGAAGCUAAGGGGGAUGGAAUGUGAGGAAUGAGCCCUCAAGAAGGGGCCUUGCCAUGAUGUACAUGUUCUGGGCUAAGGCCCCAGCAAGCCUCGUGCCCGCCCUAAGUGAAGGCGGGCCAGCAAAUCAACAAUAGCCCUCUGU